GCAAUUUCGGCUUCUAAAUCGUUAAUUUUACCAUGGAUUGGCUCCAAUUUGGCGCUGUAAUCAUUGCUGCAUUAGGCACUAUUUACCUAACGGGUAAAAGUGGUAUUUUUAUGCGGAAAUUCCAAGAGAUUGCCACAGGCAAGGCAGGAUGUGUGCCAGCAGAGGACCUGGGUUUUGUCACCAUCCACUACUUUGCUGGUCGAGGUCGAGCGGAGGCCAUCCGACUUCUGCUGGAGCAAGCCAACGUUCCUUACAACCAGACAGACUUUAGCCGGGAAACUUGGCCUGAAGCCAAGAAAGCAGGAGUAGAGAAAGGCCUUUACACAUAUGGACAAGUGCCAGCCAUUGUGACAUCAUCGGGUGUGUCUAUGGUCCAGCAGCAAGCCAUCCUGCAUUACCUUGGUAGGGCUACAGGGAUGGAUUGUGACUGUGAAGAUAUGCAUCGCUGUGAGGUACUGGCUCUGGGUGUUGAGGAUGCUAGGAGCAAGCUCUCAAAGCUCGUCUAUGACCCGUCUUUCUCCGUUGCCAUGAGGGAUGAAUACCUGAAAGAGAUUGCUCCUCUCUGGCUGGGAUAUUUUGAGAAAAUAGCGCCCUCUAUAUCUUCGCAGCAAAGAGGAUAUUUUGUAUCUCAUCGUUUGACCUGGGUUGACUUCCUCAUCUUUGACCUCCUCGACACCAACAUCGAAUUCGACAAGCUCGAUAUGGGGCGCCCUCCUGUGGCCAUCCUUGCCCAGUUCCCGAAGCUCAACUCGUACUACAAUCGCAUGAAGGCUUUACCCAGCAUCGCCAAUUAUCAGAGUAGUCCUCAGAGGCCACCUUUCAAGAUACCAUACAUGCCAAAACCUGAAUCCAAUGCCAAGCAGAUGUGAAGUUACGAGUGUUUUGUCUGAAAUACAUAAAUGUUGUACUAUUCGUAGUAGCCUAUGUUUAAUUUAUUUGUGAUGAAAAGAGUAGGUAUUAGACUGAUAAAAAAAUAUGUUUAGAGUAACUAUUAGUAGAGUAUCUCAAGGCUAGUUUCUUGACACAGGAAUCUGGAGAGUAUAAGAUCUAUUAUUGCUUUCACUGCAGUAGUUAUUUAAAGUUGUUUCUUAUCUCAAAGACACUGAAUUAUUUAAAUCCAUACAAAAUGGAUCAGUUUCGCAGUAGUCGUUUCUCAGGCUUUCACUUUUCAUUGUGGCUAUGUUAGAUGUGGCACAACUCUAGUAUUGGGUAACAUAAUAUAUCACUCUUAGUUCAGGGGGGGGGGGGCAUUUCACAAAGCCUAUUUUCAAUGACAAAUGACAAAAAUCAGUGACAAAUCUGCUGAAAACCCAUCAGAAGCAAGGAUUUCAGUAGCAUAUAACAAAAACUGUCAUUUGUCACUGAUGACAAGUUUUGUGAAAUGCCCCCCCUGGAUGUGUGAUACAUUGUUUAUGUGAUAGCACUUUGUAGAUUUGAGUGUCGUCAUAGUCGUACACAGUACUGAAUAGUCAAUCCUAAUAAUUGGGAAUACUCCACUUCAAGUACAAUUUAGUAUUGGAGAGAAGGUGACUGAUUCACAAGAUAUG
Messenger RNA from Strongylocentrotus purpuratus (purple sea urchin), 1547 nucleotides. RefSeq names its product glutathione S-transferase P. The record is from RefSeq and is a predicted model, not a curated record. The coding region runs from base 33 to 869 and encodes 278 amino acids. Gene Ontology annotation, molecular function: glutathione transferase activity. Gene Ontology annotation, biological process: glutathione metabolic process. NCBI's taxonomy places the organism in Eukaryota, Metazoa, Echinodermata, Echinoidea, Camarodonta, Strongylocentrotidae. The transcript has 5 exons. Gene Ontology annotation, cellular component: cytosol.